GCAUUUUUGGGUGUAAACAAAUUUAAUUUAAAAUGAAUAAUACAGUCGUCUGCCGGCAGUAAGUUUUAGACCACCAUAUCAAAUCAGAUCUGAAACCCUUCGACCCCACCAUGACCUCCUGGCCCUCAUCGUCCGAUCCCUCUAAUCAGGAGGCUGUUAUAAGAAAGAGAAGCCCGGGGUCCCAAUUUAAGUUCUUGGUUCCUCUUAUAUAUGCCCCUGUUCUUCCGCUCAUUCGACUCUCGCUGCGUAAGAACCCAGUUGUACGGGAUCGUUUGUUUACUGCUGUGUUGGCGGGAGCAUUUGCCCAUGGCUUUUAUUUGGUAACUGAUCUGUAUGAUGCUGAGAGCAAGUAAAUGUGCGGAGCAUGGCUUGAAUUGAUUUGCGGGUUCGUUGCAGCCCAAUGUUCCAAUGGCACCAACAAUAGCUGAAGCCAACUUUGAUAAUUUUUUUGAGAUUAGUUUCAGAUUAUAUCCAUUUAUCAUGGAGUGAUACAGUUCACAACACAAUACAUUUCAUUUUCUUUUCACUGAAUGGAGGUGUAAGAAUCCGAAUCAUUUUUCUGCUUAUAAUUGCAAGUGAAAUAAAUACAGAAUGACUCAACUGGUUUUGUGAA
Prunus avium (sweet cherry) is the source of this 613-nucleotide messenger RNA. RefSeq names its product SH3/FCH domain protein. The record is from RefSeq and is a predicted model, not a curated record. NCBI's taxonomy places the organism in Eukaryota, Viridiplantae, Streptophyta, Magnoliopsida, Rosales, Rosaceae. Gene Ontology annotation, cellular component: chloroplast; respiratory chain complex I.